Messenger RNA from Megachile rotundata (alfalfa leafcutting bee), 1529 nucleotides. RefSeq lists its product as uncharacterized. Gene Ontology annotation, biological process: glutathione metabolic process. Gene Ontology annotation, molecular function: glutathione transferase activity. Lineage: Eukaryota; Metazoa; Arthropoda; Insecta; Hymenoptera; Megachilidae. The record is from RefSeq and is a predicted model, not a curated record.
AAGAAAGUCGACACGAUCCAACAUCUCCGCGACGAAACGAUUUCGGUUCGGAAAAGCGAGUUCCAGAGGGUGGAACGGAAGCGGGACAGGGUGGCAUAAAUAUUCCGAGGUUGCGCAUCGUGUUCGAGGAUGGAAAGCGGAGGGAAGCGGUGGAGAGUAAGUGGCGGAGAAGGAACACGAGGUGCCCGGAUUCGUUUCGCGUGGCAGCCUUCUCUCAGUGCGAGCCGUGCUCUGCACGAGUCUUCGUCCGACUACCUUUAGGCUACUGCUAUUUCCGCCUCACGACACUGGCGAUAAUUGGAAGAAAAGAAAAAUGACCGAGGGACAACCAUCUUACAAACUGAUCUACUUUAACGCCCGCGGUCGUGCCGAGCAUAUUCGCUACAUAUUUGCAUACGCAGGAAUCGAUUAUGUCGACGAGAGAAUUUCCAAGGAACGUUGGCCGGAAUUGAAGAAAUAUAUUUCGGCGCGGCCGCAAUUUUCCAUCGAUCGAGUCUGUUCGAAGCUAACAGCAUUUGUUCUUAGCGAUGCCUUAUGGAAUGCUGCCUGUGCUGGAGAUAGACGGGAAACCGAUAUCGCAGAGCAACGCCGUGGCAAGAUAUUUGGCGAGGAAACACAAUCUAACAGGAAGGGACGAAUGGGAAGCGAUGCAGUGCGACGUUCUCGUCGAUACUCUUGGGGACCUCAAGCAAUUUAUAUCCCAAUAUCGUACGGAAGAGGAUCUCUUCAAGAAGGAAGAGAAGAAGGCGAAACUUUUAAAAGAAACGAUACCGUUUUACUUGAACAAGUUCGAGAAAACUGUCGGCGAGAACGGAGGCUACGCCGUUGGCUCCACUAUUUUGUGUUCGCAGUGGCACUGGAGAAUUUUGAAAAUAUUUUCGGCACGACGGCGUUAGAAAAUUAUCCCGGUCUUCGAGCUUUGAAGAAAAGGGUUCACGAGAUACCUGCGAUCGUUGAUUGGCUGGCUAAGCGACCUAACACAGAAUUUUAAAGCGAAAACGCGGGAAAAAUGAGAACAUAUCUUAAUUCUACGUGUGCGCUUGGAAUAAUAUAAUUCAAUGUGUUCGUUAAUGUUGCGAGUUGUCAAUGUUGUAAUUUUAUCAAUAAAUGAUACGAAUGUUUGUCUAUAAAUACGCCGCGAUAUUUGGCGGAAAAUUCAAAUGUUAAAACUGUGUUAGAUCGAACUGUACAUUUCAGAUACAACCUGAACACUUGAGCUUAAAAGACAGUCAAUAUUUCUGGAAUAUAUGUACGUUUAUAUGUAAGAUGUCUUCAGACAAAAAUAUAAGGUACAUAGUUUUUUCUAUAUUUUUAGUUAAAACUUGAUAUUAACAAAAAUUUAUUUUUGUUGCGUUGUAUUGUUCUAUGACAAGAAUAUAUAUUUACGAGCUUUAUAUUUUAUAAUUUGUAUUUGUUUCGUGUUUAUUGUUCUUGUAUUUUUGUGACACAGUGAUAUACUUUUGAAGAAAGUAUUAAUAUUUGCUAAUAUCAAAUGUCAAAAAAAGUGUGACGUCAUAGAAAUCUAAUUG